Menidia menidia (Atlantic silverside) is the source of this 756-nucleotide messenger RNA. The record is from the annotation of a GenBank genome assembly. NCBI's taxonomy places the organism in Eukaryota, Metazoa, Chordata, Actinopteri, Atheriniformes, Atherinopsidae.
AUGGUGAUAGGUUCUUUUAAGGGCAUGUGUAAGCAGAUAGAUCACUUUCCCGAGGAUGCUGACUAUGAGGCGGAUGCUUCAGAGUACUUCCUACGUGCCGUACGAGCCUCCAGCAUCUUCCCCAUCUUGAGUGUGAUCCUGCUCUUCAUGGGGGGGCUCUGCAUUGCCGCCAGCGAAUUCUACAAGUCACGCCACAACAUCAUUCUCAGCUCUGGCAUCCUCUUCGUCUCUGCAGGCCUGAGCAACAUCAUAGGAAUCAUCGUGUACAUAUCAGCCAAUGCCGGUGACCCUUCUAAGAGCGACUCCAAGAAGAACAGCUACUCCUAUGGCUGGUCCUUCUACUUCGGCGCCCUCUCCUUCAUCAUGGCUGAAAUGGUGGGCGUGCUGGCCGUGCACAUGUUCAUCGAUCGCCACCGGGAGCUGCGGGUGGGAGCGCGAGCUGCCGACUACCUCCAAGGCGCGGCCAUCACGCGCAUCCCCAGCUACCGCUACCGCUACCGCCGCCGCUCACGCUCCUCAUCCCGCUCCACAGACCCCUCGCACUCCCGCGAGGCCUCGCCGGUGGGCCUGAAGGCCUUCGGGACGCUGCCCUCCACCGAGCUGUCCAUGUACACGCUGCCCAAGGGCCAAACGGGCACCCCAACAGCUACCUAUAACUCCACAGAGAGGGACCACAACUUCCUGCAGGUCCACAACUGCAUUCAGAAGGACCUGAAAGACUCAGGCGGCAACUCCGCCAACCGCCGCACGACACCU